Molecule: messenger RNA, 4724 nt
Organism: Dunckerocampus dactyliophorus (ringed pipefish)
Lineage: Eukaryota; Metazoa; Chordata; Actinopteri; Syngnathiformes; Syngnathidae
Product: transmembrane protein 100
Exons: 1
Coding region: 96-467 (123 amino acids)
Biological process (GO): cellular response to BMP stimulus
Source: RefSeq, a predicted model, not a curated record
GCCUUCCAUCCAGCAGCCGCCGUCCGGGGAGCAACAAGCGUCUCCUGCUCUUGCUUGGACCUCAAAGGAAAGCCAAGCGUGCUCCUGCAGCCAGGAUGGGCUGCACCGCAGGGCCCCUCGCCGGCCAACCGCAAGAGGGGCAGUCCCUGGAAGCCGGUGGCGCCAAAGUCCCCGAGGUGCUCUCCUCCCUGGAGCGUCUUUCCCAGGCCACCGGCGGCAUGGAGAAGUCUUGGUACCGCUGCAUCUUCCCCUUCGGAAUCAUCUCCCUGGUGAUCGGCGUGGCGGGGACGGGGGUCACCUACACCUACGAUGACCUGCCGCAAACGAAGGUGGUGUCUGUGGCACUGCUGGUCACGGGACUGCUGCUGCUGGCGAUGGCCACCGCCUGCUGGAGCGUGCAUAAGAAGAAGCGGAGGAAAAAGAAAGAGGCCGGCGGGUCGGUGGCCUCGGAGCAGUGUCCCCUGUGAUGCACAACUUGGAGGGCAGAGUUCGGGAGACCUGGGGAGCCGCCACGCCUCCUCCUGCGUGUGCGGCGGUGCCUCUUCGCUCCCAGGGUUCACUCAGGAUCUGUUUCGUCUGGGCCAUUUUGGACUGGCAAGGAGGGAUCCACCGCUGCGUCUCCUUUCCAGGUGUCCGGUGUCAAAACAACCUCCAAGGAGACGUAUGCACACACACACACACACACACACACACACAUGUCCACCGCCGCUGACGCCGGAUUCACUGCUGGCGUCACGGGGCGCGUCAGUCACAGCAUUCCUCCCGCCGGGACAGGUGACUCUCGGGGAGAGAGAGUGAGAGGGCAGAAGCGGGCCGGAGAAGACGGCAACCCGAUACCGGGCCCAAAGAGCAGCGCGCCCACGUCAGCCCGCAGCGUCACCGCCUCGUCCUGUGACACCGCAGCAAUGCGUGCGUGUGUGUGUGUGUUGGGGGGGAGGCUUUUUUUAUGCAAGGGGAGAGUGGAACUUGAGUCCUCUGAGGAUCCGGGGGAUGAAGACCUUGUGCGCUGCUGAAGGGAGCGGAGGAGCAUGGACUUCUGCUGAAGAAGAUGUUUGCGCAGUCAAAGACUCUCUCGCAACUUCCUGAGUGCAUGUAGUACCCCCUCCUCCCCCCACUCCGCAGGAGUCUGGCCAGGAUUACUGAAGGACACAUGCCAUAACGAGGACCCUGGCCUAGCCCCUCCCGCUUCGUGCCUUGAGCAAGCACACAUGGAAAAAGGCUCUUGUCACAUUCGGAUGUUUCCAUAUGAACUCGUGACCUCCCCCCACCUCACUUGCCCUUGUUCUCACCCUCAUACACUGCCCCCCCCCCCUUUUCUUCAUCAAUCCCAUCUGCAUUUUGCACUUUGACUACUUUCCCUGAUCCUUGUUUCAUUUCUUCAGUGAAUGGAAGACAAGCUGCUCUUGUAAUGCCGCCUUCCUCCUCAGGAGGCAGUCGUGAGUCACUGUAGCAUGAAGAAAGCCAGUUAGUCUACUUCGCAGUCACGUGACCACCGUAGGUGAGUUCUGGAAUGGACUGUUGCCCCUAAAAAGUGUUAUUGUGAAGUGGACAGAAAAUAGACCUUCAAUAAAUGCAAUGUAUCCCGGAGGGGGAACAUGGCCACACCGAAAAGAGAACACGUAGUUCUACGCGGGAAAAGUCACACAAUUGCCAUUUAAACAUUGAAAUAGUGAGAGAAAAAAUGUCAUUUUCCUUAGGUAAACGUUGUCAUUUUAGGAGAAAAAGGCUCAGACGCUCACGUUUAUCUUUGUGUUGGCAUUUUGACAUUGAAAUUCAGACUAAAACAGGACUUUUGUCGUACUGUCACGUGACGACUUUACUCUCACAAGAUUGACAUUGUGUGUUACUUCUUUCAAUAUGACCACUUCAUUGCAGCUUUUAGUCGUUAAAAGAUGACUUCUGGGAAUGUUUAUCAUGACUUCUUGUAUUCUGGUCACUGCCACUUUAUUUUUGUACUUUUUUUAGUCAUAGUCAUGUUACUUGGUUCUUGUAAUAUUAGGAGUUUAUUCACAGAAAAUGACAACUUCAUUCUCCUCGCAGUACAUCUCCUUGUUUUUUCUACUUGUAGUAAUAUUACGGUACUACUCUUCUCUGAAAUUAAAAAAUGUGUUUUCAUAACAUACAAGUUUUUUCUCGCAAUAUUACAACCGACUUCUCUAAUCAGAACUUUCCUUAAAAAGAAUGUUUUAUUCUGAGAAAAGACUUUACUUGUCCUAAUAUACGACUUUUAGGAAUUUUCCAAUUUCAUUUUUGCCGCUGCCACUUUAUUUUAUAACUUUUUUCUUGUUAUUACUUUUUUUUUGCAAUAUCAUGACUUUAUUGGCAGGAAAUGACGACUUGAUUCUCCCGACGAUACGACUUUACUACGACUUUUUUAAAUUUGAGACUUUUCUGUCAAACGUGCGCCAUUACGCUUGUUGUGGUGCCACCGUUUUCCUGUAGCUUCAACACUUGUUUUCUCGUAUUUUUGUGGUUUUUUUACUUUUAGUAAUAUUCUGACUCAUCUAAACAACAAAAAUACCACUUCCUUUUCAGAACUUGGACAUUUUUCUCAUAGUGUUAGAACUUUCUUACAACUUUCCUUUUAAAAAAAAAUAAUAAUACUUUUCCCCUCAUAAUAUGACUUAUUUAUGACUUUGUAAUAUUCCAAUUUUAUUCUUGGCACUGUGACUUUAUUUUAUAAUUUCUUUUCCUGUCAGAUGACUUUUUUUGGUUAGAUUGUGACUUUCUUCACAGAAAAUGACGGCUUCAUUCUCCUAACAUUGUGGCUUUACUAAGAAUGUGCAACCUUUCUGUCAAACCUGCACCAUUAUUCUUCUGAUAGUACAAACCUUCUGCUUCUUAUUUUGUAAUUACCGUUUGUUUGUUUGUUUUACUUUUAGUAAUAUUACCACUGCCUCCUCGUAACUCUGUGACAUUUUUCCACAUAAUAUCAGGACCUUUUUCUCACAAAAUGAUGACAACAUUUACACUUGAUUACUUAGUGUAUUGUAGUAGUUUGUUAUUUAUCGUAGUGACAUCACAACUGUAUUCUGGCAACAUGACUGCUUUUUGCAGACAUUAUUCUCUGGUCAUUAUUAGCAGUAGCAUGUGGGGGUGUCACAAGGCACGAGAUGAGACGACAUUUUCACGUUACUUUUAAGAAAAGUACAAUGAAACGCAAUAUGACAAUAUACUGCAACCUACUCAUUUCAUGUCUACCACGUUACACUCUUCUGCGUAUGCUAGCAGCCCCGCCUCCACCCACUGAGGCAAAGAGACUGUAUGACGGACAAAAGGGCUCACUCCGUUCAUGCAUGAUGUUGUGACACCCCUAGUGAUACUCCAACUCUUGCAGCAUUGGUUUCCUUUUCAGUGUGGCCUUAUCACUUGGCGCUGUUUCCUCUGGUGCACCGAGCAAAUGAACGUACGUGUCUGUGCUGCUCUUUUACGACAACAUCGCAGGGGGAAUAACAAAUGCACAUCGCACGGGGAAGUGCAAAGGAAGGAAUGCAUCGAUAGUACGAUGGAACAUUAGGGCCACAUUGACAAAAAUCGGAGAUUUUGAGAAUAAAGUUGUACAUUUCCAACUUUUUUCUCGUAAAUGUACAAACUUAUUCUUGUAAUAUUACAACUUUUUUUGAAGUCAUACAUGUACGACUGUUUUUCUUGUAAAUGUAUGACUUUAUUCUCGGAAAUGUACAGCUCUGAUUCUUGUAAAUUUACUACAUCAUUCUCAUAAUAGAACUACUUUUUUCUCGUAAAUUUACAACUUUAUUCUCAUAAAUUUACGACAUUAUUCUCGUAAUAUUAUGACAUUUUUUUUACGUUAAUUUACGACUUUAUUCUCAUAAACAACUUUUUUCUUGUAAAUGUUUGACUUUAUUCUCCUAAAUGUACUACAUUAUUCUCGUAAUGUUACUACUUUUUUCUCGUAAAUUUAGGACUUUAUUCUCGAACUCUCCGUUUUUUUUUUCAAUGUGGUCCUAAUACUCCGCCGCGCUAUGAGACUGAAAUGAAGCCGUGCCCUUGAAAGUCAUUGAUCAGCGCCUCGUCGAUCCACGUUAGCCACGCCCGACUAAGAAGUGUCUAUGCAUCCGUAGGUAGCAGUUAGCGCGCGAUGCCAAAGUCGGUCCAGUUGAUCAGACUCCUUUUUGCAGCUAAAAUGUGCAUUUUGAUGUUGUGUUGCUUAAGAGAUUGUCAUAAAGUGUAAGAAUACGCGAAGGUUCUUUAGCAUUUGAAUGUCAGUAGCGGAGCGAGACAGUGAAGUGGAUGUGUUGGAGCUCUAGAAAAAUCCGUUGUCGUCUCGAUUUAAGGCUUGAUUGAGUCAUAAAUGGACGCUGGGCUUUAUUCAGCUUGGUGUCUGCUGCAUGAUUGAAUGGGUGCAGUAUUGCGAAGCUUAACUGACUGGUACUGUGUUUUAUGACUAAUACGUGUCAGCGUGUCGCCAUGAUGCACUUAUACACUGAUGACGAGUGACCACACCUUUGUUUCCUUUUCCCUUCUGCCUUUGAAGAAAAUCUACCUCUGUGCUUGUGCCGUUAAAUCUCUUGGUGUGCGCCCGCUAAUAUUUUUGGUGCUGUACAUGCCACAAGUUUAUAUUUGUACUGUAUACUGUAUUUCUACAUGGAUGUACAUUUCACAUGUCGGAUGAAAUAAAUGUUGAAUGAAAAUGUGUGUCUGGGUUUAUGUGCUUUGGGAGAUGAUCUUAUUAGCUUACCUGCAGCAUCUUUCACCCCAGAAAG